This is a messenger RNA of Camelina sativa (false flax), 5929 nucleotides long. NCBI's taxonomy places the organism in Eukaryota, Viridiplantae, Streptophyta, Magnoliopsida, Brassicales, Brassicaceae. The record is from RefSeq and is a predicted model, not a curated record.
ACAAAGAUCAGACAAACAAGUCGUGAACAUAAAAACGGGAGAAAGAAACAACAAGAGAAGAAAAGAAAAAAAAAGGCAAAGGAGGAGCACAAAAAAGAAACUGCAAAUCCAAUCUUUGUUUAUUUUAGCAUUCGGAGUUUCGUGACAGCGAGAGUUGCUGGUUUCGGGUGGGGGUUUUAUCGGUUUCGUGGGAUCAAGACAGAGAAGGAUUCGAGUUUGUAGAAAUUGGAAAUGAGAGAUCUAAUGAUCUUUGAAUCAUAUCAUCGGGCAUAAAUUCUGGAUUUUGAAGUUUGAGAGUGACCCAUUUGACUUGGUCCUCGGAGAUAUCUUUAUUCCAUCCAGGGGAUCAAGGAUUAGUAGUAGACUUAAUGCGACUAAGCAAAUGGGUUUAUUAUCAUCACGAUGACUCUCCUUGUUGCUUCUGGAGGAGAUUCAGUAAAUGGAUUCACCUGAUAACAACAAAGCAGCGCCUAGAUUUGUUGACAUAGUCAAAUCUUGGAUCCCUAGAAAGAGUGAGUCCUCAAAUAUGUCGAGGGAUUUUUGGAUGCCUGACCAUAGCUGUCCUGUGUGUUACGAGUGUGAUGCUCAGUUCACUGUUUUUAAUCGAAGGCACCAUUGCCGGCUUUGCGGUCGUGUGUUUUGUGCCAAAUGCGCUGCUAAUUCUAUCCCAUCUCCAUCUGAUGAAACUAAGGAUACUCAUGAGGAACCAGAAAAGAUUAGGGUUUGUAAUUACUGCUACAAACAGUGGGAACAAGGGAUUGUUCCCCCUGAUACUGGUGCUACUAUUAUUAGCCUUCAUUUUAGUUCGUCCCCUUCUGCUAGAAGUGUGGCAAGUACUGCCUCCAACUGCACCUCUAAUAGUAGCAACUGCACCCUUGAUUCAACUGUUGGACCGUCCCCUAAACCUAAGAUGAAUCCCCCGUCUAGCCGUCGUGUCUCGGCAAACAUGGAUUCUGAGCAGCAGAAUUCAUCAUUCCGUAGGAGCUCAGAUGCUUAUGGGCAUGUGUUAGAUUCUUCUGAAAAUCAAGUUGAAUUCUUUGUAAACAGUAGUGGCAGGAGUGAUGGGGAAGCUGAUGAGGAUGACGAUUAUCAAUCUGAUUUUGCACAAUCUUACUCUCAAGGAAAUGACUACUAUGGUGCCAUCAGUCUUGAUGAAGUAGAACAUAUCUAUGGGUCACAUGAAUCUCAUGACGUUGGUGUAAAUAUAGAUCCAAACAUAGGUUGCUUUCCUCCUGAUCAAGAUCUUGACUCACUGGAUACGGAGACGAUAGAUAAAACUAGACUACAAGGGAAUGAAUGGAACGAUGUGAAGGAGGGAAGCCCUCCUUGUGAAGAGUCCUUUGAGCCCGAAGUAGUGGAUUUUGAGAGCGAUGGGCUCUUAUGGUUACCGCCAGAGCCAGAGAACGAAGAAGAUGAAAGAGAAGCUGUGCUAUCUGAUGAUGACGGUGAUGAAGGUGAUAGAGGUGAUUGGGGGUAUCUUCGCCCAUCAAAUAGCUUUAACGAUAAGGAGUUCCACUCUAGGGACAAGUCCAGUGGUGCUAUGAAAAAUGUUGUGGAAGGGCACUUUAGGGCUUUGGUAGCGCAACUUUUGGAGGUUGAUAAUCUACCUAUGGUCAAUGAAGGCGAUAAAGAGGGUUGGCUUGAUAUAAUUACAUCAUUGUCUUGGGAGGCGGCAACGCUUCUCAAGCCAGAUACAAGUAAAGGUGGAGGAAUGGAUCCAGGAGGAUAUGUGAAGGUCAAAUGCAUCCCUUGUGGCUGUCGCAGUGAGAGUAUGGUCGUGAAAGGAGUUGUUUGUAAGAAAAAUGUGGCUCAUCGGCGAAUGACUUCAAAGAUCGAGAAGCCGCGUCUGCUAAUCCUUGGAGGAGCUCUGGAGUAUCAGCGCAUUUCUAACCAGCUGUCUAGUUUUGACACUUUGUUGCAACAGGAAAUGGACCAUUUGAAGAUGGCUGUUGCCAAAAUUGAUUCUCACAAUCCCGACAUUCUAUUGGUGGAGAAAUCUGUCUCACGGUUUGCUCAGGAUUAUCUUCUUGCAAAGGACAUAUCUCUUGUGUUGAAUAUUAAAAGGUCCCUUCUAGAACGCAUAUCACGCUGUACUGGUGCGCAGAUUGUCCCUUCGAUUGACCAGCUCACAUCACCAAAGCUGGGUUAUUGUGACCUGUUCCAUGUGGAAAAGUUUGUUGAGAAACAUGUUAGUCCUUCUCAAGUUGCAAAGAAAAUGGCCAAGACUUUAAUGUUUUUUGAUGGCUGCCCUAAGCCUUUGGGUUGUACGAUAUUGCUCAAGGGGGCUCAUGAAGAUGAGCUAAAGAAGGUGAAACAUGUGAUUCAGUAUGGAGUUUUUGCAGCAUAUCAUUUGGCUCUUGAGACAUCUUUCCUGGCAGAUGAAGGUGCUUCCCUGCCAGAACUUCCUCUGCAGACCCCAAUUACAGUGGCUUUACCUGAUAAGCCAUCAACAAUUAACAGAUCAAUAUCCACAAUACCUGGUUUUUCUGUGUCAAGUGCUGAAAAGUCUCCAACUACUGAAUUAAGGGAUGGGCCACAUAAAGCCAGUGUCGACCUUACUGGUAAUUUCACUUCUAGUAAGACUGAUUUACAAGGGAGAUUGGAUGGAAACGACAGGAUUGACCCAUCUGAAAAUCUGCUUCACAACUUGGAUACUGUUUACUGUAAGCCUCCAGAAAUUAUUACCUCUAAGGACGAUGGGUUAGUUCCUACUCCAGAACCCAGGCAGCUAUCGUUUCACAAGGAAGAACCUUCUGUUCAAAAAGAUGAGUGGUCUGUUUUACCCUGUGCCACAGAACAAGUAACCGAUGGUGCUUACACGGAUCAAUCCACAGUAACAGGAGAUCAGAAUUGUGGUAGACAGGAACAGAUGGACUCUUCAAAAGGAGACUUUCUUCCUUCAGCAUCUGACCAUCAAAGUAUAUUGGUUUCCUUAUCAACAAGAUGUGUGUGGAAAGGAUCUGUGUGUGAACGGGCUCAUCUACUUCGUAUCAAAUACUACGGGAGCUUUGACAAGCCUUUAGGACGGUUCUUAAGGGAUAAUCUCUUUGAUCAGGAUCAGUGCUGCCCAUCAUGUACGAUGCCAGCGGAAGCACACAUUCAUUGUUAUACUCAUAGGCAAGGUAGUCUGACAAUAUCUGUUAAGAAAUUACCUGAAUUGCUACCUGGGCAACGUGAAGGGAAGAUUUGGAUGUGGCAUCGAUGUCUGAAAUGUCCUCGGAUCAGUGGCUUUCCUCCGGCCACACGCAGAAUUGUGAUGUCAGAUGCGGCGUGGGGAUUGUCUUUUGGCAAAUUUUUGGAGCUGAGCUUUUCUAACCAUGCAGCGGCUAGUCGUGUGGCCAACUGUGGUCAUUCCCUUCACAGAGACUGUCUCCGGUUCUAUGGUUUUGGGAGAAUGGUGGCUUGCUUCCGCUAUGCGUCAAUCAACAUUUAUGCAGUUUUUCUGCCACCAUCAAAACUUGAGUUCAACUAUCAGAACCAGGAAUGGCUCCAAAAGGAAUCUAAAGAGGUGAUUCAAAAGGCAGAAGUCCUUUUUAAUGAGGUUCAGGAGGCUCUUGGUCAGAUUUCAGCGAAAACAAUGGAUGCAGGUUCCAAGGGCAGCACUCCCAACAAGAUAAAGCUUUCUCUUGAAGAACUUGCAGGACUUCUUGAGCAACGUAAAAAGGAAUAUAAGGAAUCAUUACAGCAAAUGUUAAGUGUGUUUAAGGAUGGACAACCUACUAUUGAUAUCCUUCUGAUAAACAAACUUCGAAGACUGAUACUUUUCGAUUCAUAUGCUUGGGAUGAAUGCCUAGCAGGGGCUGCCAGUAUGGUAAGAUAUAACUAUUCUGAAGCUCCGAGAAAUUCUGCCCCAAAAGUUAUGGGUCGCAACGUUUCUUUAGAGAAGCUUGGUGAUGAAAAAAUAAGGUCGAUACCAACCCAUGUUGAUUCGAGUGGCAAAAUUGCUGCUAUUCCUGAAGAUGUAGGCUCAGACGUGCCCCAAGAUUGUAGGAUGGAGUUCGAGCCUAGUGAAGGUGGCAAAGAUAAUUUUGCGGAGCCUGCGCAGGAUGUUAAAACAGUACUCUCUGAGAGCCAGUCUCAAGCAACAGAUUUAUAUGAUACUCUUGAUGCAGCAUGGAUAGGUGAACAAACUAUUUCAGAUAAUUGUAUUUCCCGUCCGCCUAGCAGAGCUGCUUCAGCAAAUGAAAUUCAGAUUCCUGAUUUAAGGCUAUUGGGUUCAGAAAGUGGGCUGAACAUUAAAGGCGUCCCUACCAGUGAUGAACAUACAACACAAGUUCAAAUGCCUUCUCCUAGUUUCUACUAUUCACUCAACAAAAAUUAUUCGCUUAAUUCUCGCAAGCAUAUUAUGGCUGAAGACCGGCCUGUCUAUGUUUCUUCAUAUAGAGAGCUUGAAUGGCGAAGUGGUGCUAGGCUGCUACUUCCUCUGGGAGUUAAUGACUUGGUACUGCCAGUGUAUGAUGACGAGCCUACUAGUAUCAUAGCUUAUGCCCUUACAUCAUCAGAAUAUAAAGCCCAGAUGUCUGGAUCAGAUAAGUCAAGAGAUCGCUUGGAUAGUGGAGGUUCCUUUUCACUUUUUGAUUCUGUUAAUCUUCUCUCAUUGAACUCUUUGAGCGAUUUGUCAGUCGACAUGAGUAGAAGUCUUAGCUCUGCUGAUGAACAAGUCUCGCAGCUUUUACAGUCUUCACUUUAUUUGAAAGAUCUGCAUGCUAGAGUUUCGUUUACAGAUGAAGGUCCUCCUGGGAAAGUGAAGUACUCUGUGACAUGUUAUUAUGCUAAGGAGUUCGAAGCCCUGAGGAAGAUUUGUUGUCCUUCAGAAACAGAUUUCAUUAGAUCUCUUGGUCGUUGUAGAAAAUGGGGAGCCCAGGGUGGAAAGAGCAACGUUUUCUUUGCAAAAAGUUUGGAUGACCGUUUCAUCAUCAAGCAAGUUACAAAGACAGAGCUUGAGUCCUUCAUCAAGUUUGGGCCUGCGUACUUCAAAUACCUGACCGAGUCCAUCAGUACUAAAAGCCCUACAAGCCUUGCAAAGAUCUUGGGCAUCUAUCAGGUUUCAUCCAAACACCUUAAAGGAGGAAAAGAGUUCAAAAUGGACGUCUUGGUGAUGGAGAAUCUUCUGUUCAAGCGGAACUUCACUAGGCUUUAUGACCUAAAAGGCUCCACACGUGCUCGUUACAAUCCUGAUACAAGUGGUAGCAAUACAGUUUUGCUGGACCAGAAUCUUGUUGAAGCGAUGCCGACAUCUCCAAUAUUUGUUGGGAGCAAGGCAAAACGGCUUCUUGAAAGAGCCGUCUGGAACGAUACAUCCUUUCUUGCUUCGAUUCACGUAAUGGACUACUCCUUACUAGUUGGGGUAGAUGAGGAAAGAAACGAACUGGUUCUAGGAAUUAUCGAUUUCAUGAGGCAAUACACCUGGGACAAACAUCUGGAGACUUGGGUCAAGACUUCAGGGCUCCUUGGAGGACCGAAGAACUCAUCUCCCACAGUGAUAUCGCCGCAGCAAUACAAGAAAAGAUUCAGGAAAGCAAUGACGGCUUAUUUUCUGAUGGUCCCUGACCAAUGGUCGUCUGCCACGGUAGUGCCAAACAACAGUUCUUCAGCAGAGGUGAAGGAGGAAGAAGAGCGAGACAAUCCUCAAGCAACAGUUGGUAACAAGUCCUGAAGCAUUUUCUGCAAGAUACAUACAGAAUCAAUAUUCAGUUAGCCAAUAUAGUUUUUUAUUUUUUGGUUGGAAUGGUCCUUGGGUAAUUUGUGUUUAUGUACUACCCUUGGCCUUAGGUGUGGCAUAUGCCUCUUCCAUCGCCUUUUGCAUCAGAAUUAAUAAAAGCAAGAUGCAAUUGUACAUACACUGCUUCAAUCUUUUAGUGUUGUUCAGUUACUUUUGUUUACUAACAUUUUGCUCAGUAAGUAAGUGCGUCAACUGCCUAUAAUAUUA